This is a messenger RNA of Rhodofomes roseus, 1448 nucleotides long. RefSeq lists its product as uncharacterized. NCBI's taxonomy places the organism in Eukaryota, Fungi, Basidiomycota, Agaricomycetes, Polyporales, Fomitopsidaceae. Bases 437 to 1036 code for a protein of 199 amino acids. The record is from RefSeq and is a predicted model, not a curated record. The transcript is spliced from 3 exons.
ACCACUUUCCGUCCUUUGACCACGUGAUGGCGCUGAUUCAGGCGCCCGCCGCCGGCCGAUGGCGGUCGUCCCUUCGGCGCCAAACUCAACGUCUCCCGCGUCCGGUCCAGCUCGCCUCGCCCAGUCUCCCCUUUAUCCAGGCUCCCUACUAGGCCUCCCUGAGGCGACGGGUGCGCAUUGGGACUCGUCGUACGAUGCGCCAUGUCUUGGUGCUCAGAACACUAGGUGCUGCGGGUGGAUGUAGUCGUUGCGCACGACCCCCUCCGAAGCGUCUUCAUCAGCAUGCGCCACCAGUCACUCGUCUGUCGAUUUCUUCUUGAAUGAGACCGGAAUCAGUCGGCAGCCAAUGGGCGGUCGACGCUGUGCAGACCUUUUCCCAUAGACUGUCCAACCAACGUCUGCACUCUCAUCCCGAUAUAAGUCACUCACAAGCUAGAUGGUUGUACCGAACUCCUGUGGCCGCGGCGAGGAGGGCCUGCUCCAAAUUUCCGUGACCGGCACACAGUGGUCCACGUUGGCCUCCAUUCGAAGCAUGGCCGUGGAAGCCUCCCUGAGCUUUCGUGUGUCCUUGUCACGGCUGCCGAAUGGUCAGCAGGAACACAUCAUCGCCCUCCGAGGCCACUACCGCUGUCACGGACCACUGCAGUCAGACACUGAUAGUCGACGACAUGCAUUUGAAGUGGCGACUCGCUCCCGCCCUAUGUCCGUAUGGAUGCACCGGAAUUCGCUCGGAGUCGCACCAAAACUCGGUGAACCCAGAGUGAUUCGUGAAUCAUUGGCGAUCGCCAUAGCGAAGGAUGGGCCAAACGGACAUCCCGCGCGUAUCAUGUUGCGUACCUGUGGCGUAGAGUCGCUGGUUGGGAGCGCAGUAAAGUUUUCGUCGGCUCCGUCAAUUGAUGUCGUUGCGUCGAAACCGAGGUCAUCGUCGUGGAAGUUGAAACUUGAACGAACGGAAGAAGGCUUUGCUAUGCCCAUAGAAGCCGCCGUCAUGGAACCCAUUUGUCUGACGACAGGCUGCCUGCAACCGGAUGCGUAAACCGGGCAGCGACGGAUCGAAUGCUACCAGAAGAAUCGAACACUGUUCAAUCGUACUUAACCCGCAGAGUGCAUUGUCGGAGGAAUACCAGUCCAUGUCGCGUAUACUUCUCUCCGGGACUUGAUCAUCCCUUAGAGUGCGACAGGACUAAACCCCUUCCCCAAUCUCAUGUUGUGACGGUUGAUUGGGUGCCGUAAGAGCUGGACCGGGUGAAGGUUGCCCAGAGAGAUGUGCCGACAACCUUUGGAAGUGGUGAUAUAAAAGGUGCUUCGUGGACACUACCGCAGAGCGACCGCGAAGCUGUCCCAAGCUGCCCAAAUUGAGCGAGUUCAGCGAGUAAGUAAGCUCCUAGCGGAGUAAUAAUCAGUCAAGUGCGUCUGUUAGUGGAUGCUUUCGGAGAAUGAAUGCCGAC